Engraulis encrasicolus (European anchovy) is the source of this 6167-nucleotide messenger RNA. RefSeq names its product modulator of smoothened a (gene mosmoa). Gene Ontology annotation, biological process: negative regulation of smoothened signaling pathway. Gene Ontology annotation, cellular component: Golgi apparatus; ciliary membrane. The transcript has 3 exons. The record is from RefSeq and is a predicted model, not a curated record. The coding region runs from base 996 to 1499 and encodes 167 amino acids. NCBI's taxonomy places the organism in Eukaryota, Metazoa, Chordata, Actinopteri, Clupeiformes, Engraulidae.
AUUGUACCACCGCUGUUGCCAUCAAUGAAAGCGCAUCUCGCGAGAUCAAAUGCCCACCGAACGUGAUGUUGGUGGAGCUGUUGUGUCUGACGAUCUCGCUGCGUGGGGGUGCUUGCUUGCUUCUUGAUGUCAUUUGCUGAGAAGAGAGAAUGGUGGUGCGGACCAGUGGAUUCAUAUUUUGUCUCAGCUGCGUCGGAGAGACCUUCAUAGCAUUGCGCUCUGACUGAUCUUAUCAGUUCACCCCGCAGGCAGAUAGACAUUCUUCUCCACGACCUGCAGGAAAACGCUUACCAGGUUUGCCUUGCUAGUUCGUGCAGAUGCGUUUCCAGGGGAGGAAAAGGGGGCAUGAUUAAGCAGAGGACUGCUCCGCUUGUCUAACGGGAAAGCUGAAAACAAGGACAUGGUGCUUUGCAUAGGAUCGCGGCCUUCGCCGACGUUUAUCUGGCUAUAGUCGUGUUGUUUUCUCUCUACUACCCAUUUUCAUCGCUCGUUCAAAUGGGAGUUUGGGCGUCAAGUUCUUCUAGGCCCGCCGUUUGGUGCUCGGAGCCCUACGGUGGGGGAAUAGUGGACAGCUACUAGCGGUUCGGCUAGCUGCAGUUACCCAAUGCUGCUGCCACCGCUGCCGCUGCCGUUCAGAGGAUCUACGAGAGGAGACUCUGGAGCUUUUGGGGCCCACACUCUCAGGUUUUGCGAGCUGUUCGUUUGGACUACGCCCCGGGACGAAACGUUGCCUUCGGAUAUGUGAUCCUGAAUUUUCACCUGCACUUUCGUGGAAGGCGUCUUGAACUUCUCCCGUUGAUGCGAACGCCGUAUUGCGCUGCAAUGUGGCUUGAAAAUAAGGGAAGGGUAACCCUGUAACCAGGGCUCCUGUUGAAGGGGGGCAAGCUAGACAGACCCUGUAAAAUAUUCCCUGAAAGGGCCCGAGCCUCGUCUUUGGAUCGGUCUGGGUUGGGCUCUCUACCUUCCAGUUUCCAGGCAAAUAGACUUCAUCCGACAUGGAUAAGCUCACCAUCAUUUCAGGAUGCCUUUUCUUGGCCGCGGACAUAUUUGCAAUUGCUAGCAUUGCAAAUCCGGACUGGAUCAACACGGGGGAGUCGGCAGGUGCCCUGACGGUGGGCCUGGUGCGGCAGUGCCAGACGAUCCACGGACGCGACCGCACCUGCAUCCCGCCGCGGCUGCCUCCAGAGUGGGUGACCACGCUCUUCUUCAUCAUCAUGGGCAUCAUCUCCCUCACCGUCACCUGCGGGCUGCUGGUGGCCUCGCACUGGCGCCGGGAGGCCACCAAGUACGCCCGCUGGAUUGCCUUCACCGGGAUGAUCCUGUUCUGUAUGGCAGCCCUCAUCUUCCCGAUAGGGUUCUACAUCAACGAGGUGGGGGGCCAGCCGUACAAGCUGCCCAACAACACGGUGGUGGGCUCCUCCUACGUGCUCUUCGUCCUCUCCAUCUUCUUCACGAUAGUGGGGCUGCUGUUCGCCGGGAAGGUCUGCCUCCCAGGCUGAAGGACCCUUGUGUUGAACGCCAUUGGAGCCUCCUUGAACUGUGGGGCGUUCUUUUGUUCCAGAGACACACAAAGGAAGGACAAAAUAAACAAACAAUUGAGAGAGAGAAAGAAAAAAAAAAACGAUGGAAAAACAAGAGGAUGGAUGACUGACCGAAGAAGAAUGGAUAAAAUGGGAUGUCCGCAACAGAUAGCAUCGAGAAGCAACUUACACUUAAAGCAUCGAGUAAAAAAAAAUAGUGCCAAUACAGAACAAAAAAAACACUACACUGCGCUCAGUCAUAUAGCUGCAAGAUGGUUUUGAUAUGAACACACCUCCCCCUCUUCCCUUGACCCUCCUUUGCUUACACACACAUUUGUCUUUAUGUUGCACUUUUACAGAGUAGUUUGGAGAUGACGGGAAGUGAGGAAGAAAGUGAGGGGGUGGGGGGUGUAGUGCUGCAGAGCAGUGAAAGCCUCUGGUUGAAUCGAUAGGUCACCAUGGCGCCAAGUCUUUUGUGACAUCAGUGUUUUUCAGCAGCGGCCUACUUUCUGACAGAAGUGUUCGCCCAGGACUCCCCUCUUUGUUAGUCGUUUCUGAUAUUGUUCUUUUUUUCGUUUGUUUUUUCAUGUCUCCUUCUAUCUUUGUGCCAUCAUUUUUUCGUUUUCAAGUCUCUCCCGAGGAGAGACUCUCAUGCACUCCCUUUCCCCUCACUAUAUUACCCAGGACAGCUGAGCUGAGGCAGAGAGUGGGGUUGAGCCUGGAGCCAGAUGGCAGGCCAAUGGUUGAGCUAGCAAACUGGCAGAGGUGUCCCAGGAGAAGGUUCCUUCCAGGACUACUGGUGAGGUGAAGAAGCAUCCCUCAGGCUUCUUCAUCACUGGGGAACACCUUCUGAAAAAAAACAGGUUGAGGUCACAGAGGAGAUGGCUGAGGUUGAGGAAGGGAUGGAGAGACUGAGAAAGGAGCAAGUAAGGACGAAAAGUCUCCUAUUUGCUCCCCAGUGCCUCCGUGCAGCUCCUUAACAGAGACUGACCAAAACAACCAAACGUGGAUCUGGAUUGGUAUAGUGGUCGGAGGGAAGGAGCCAGAUUUGGUCAAACGCUCCAUUCAAAUGUGCUCAACAACCGAUAGGACUGCUGGUCAGGACCUUGCAGAGCAGAGCCUUGGUGAGCUCUAAUCUUUGAUUGCCCUAAACAGUAUCACAGACAUGCAAGUGACACACACGUAUAAAAACACACUCAGAAAUAAGCACUCCUUUCUCCGACCCCCCAAAACUUCACCACUCACCUAGGUACACCAGUAAUCCAGCAAGUUUUUUUGCAUUAGGGAGAGUCGGUUUGUUGGCUUUCACCUUUGUCAGGCUGUUGCCAUCUUUUAAUGGCAGGCUUGCUGCAUUGGGGGACCGGGGCACAGGGAACGAUGUGCAUCCAGGGGUACAGGGAAAGGUGCAGGAAAUCACACUUCUACUUCUUACAUUAUCGUAAAGUAAACCUUUAUUUAACUAAAUGACACCAUGUUUGCCCUAUAAUUUGUGUGAUCUCCUGAGUGUGGCCAGAAGUGUGGCAUCUGAGCCUCUGGCUUGUAGCGUUGGUGAUGGGUAUCACUGGUAUUCGCCCUACACUGACUGAAUAUGAGAGCGGCUAGCUUGUUUGCAGGUAAUAAGCCAUCCUUUUUGCCACUUGCCACUGAAGAUGAGAAGCGUUUUUGAUCCUUAUUGUGUGUACGUCUUUGAGGAUGCUGCAUCAAAAGGACAUCGAUCAUAGGGGUAUACUAAGACUUUGGUUCAGGAGGAAAUCAGGUUAAGUUAAGAGGUAAAUCAUCUAAUAGAAGACGCAUAUGCUCCAGUCUCUGAGCUCCUAGUCCAUUAGGGCUCAAAGGAAAGGACAUUUCUUGAUGGAUAUAUCGAUGAAAGUCUUGUUUUUUUUGUUGAAAUUGCAUCUCUUUUUCCUCCCUUCCCACUUCCUGUUUGUGUUUGUUUCAACUGCACAGAAUCAAAGAAAAACUCUCGAUGGCCUUUCCUUUUUUACGAAAAAUUCUCACAGGCCUUUCUUUCAUUUCAUAGGACAGAACAUAAUACCAUGUGAAUAGGACCAGGAACAGACCCGUGGUUUCUAGAUUUCAAAGGAUGUUACAUUAAACCAGUGGCAAUCGCUAGCCUAUUACAUCUUGGGUGGUGGGCAAAAAUGUUUUCCAUAAAAAAAACUGUUGCUUUUGCGUUUUUCCAGCAGAAGGUUCAGAGGUAGGGUUACAAUGUCGAUAUGUCACAUUGGAUUUCAGGUGUUGGUAGGCAGUGUUUAGUGCCAGGAAAAUAAUUUUAAAAAAGAUUUUUAAGACCUGAUUUCAGCUUUCCGAACUGCUUAAGCCGGGCAUACACUUUGCGAUCUUUACAGUCGCAGGUAUUGAGUUCACACUGCAUUUAAAAGACGCACAUGCAUCCUCACACUAUACGGGCCGAGGGCGGGAUGCGAGUGGAGUGCUCAAACUUUGACACGAGAGACUUGUAAUCUGGGAAGUGUAAAAUGUAGUGACAAAUCGGGUCUGAGCACUACUUCAACUUCGCGAUACACUCUCGAGGGGUGACCAGGAUUUUUAACAUUUUUUUUUUUUUUAACGUCCAUACAGUUGCUGAUCGCAAGCUGGUCGUGAGGUGAAAACGCUUGUCGUUACCUUGUGUACACUACACAAUGCAAGAUUCGCGAUUCACCUCCAAUUCCUCUUUUCUACUGCAGGUUUUCUGGUAGGCCUACAGCUCAGCACAGCGUGACUUGGCCGCCAGUUUUUGCUUGUCGAAUAGGCUCGACACAGCUCAAUCGUAAAGCAAAAAGUAGCGGUUGAGUUUUGUUGAGCUGUAGGCCUACCAGAAAACCUGCAGUGGAAAAGAGGCACAAUUGAGCCAAAAAUCGGCCCGGUUCCCAAAAUGUUGUGCAACUGACAAAUUGUGGCAAAGUCUGGCGAAAAAAUUGCACAGUGCAUGCCCCGCUUUACCAUGCAGCCGUCCCAAAGUGCCAAAGAAGGCGCUGUUCUCCCAAGGGGAAUUCUAGAAAGACUCACUGGGGAAUUCAUUGGUGUAUUUUGGUUUUGAAAACUUUGAAAACCAGUGCGUUUGCUACAAAGUUUAGCAGUGAUUUCAUAAGUUUGAUUCUCAUUGGAACAUUGAGUCUGUAUAUUUCUAACACAGUGUAUCACCCUUGCUUAGUGCUACUAGUUAGCUGUUCACCUUAGCUAGUCCACAUAGAACUCCACUGUUAGCUGCUAUUUUUCCCGAAAUAGUGCAGGAUUGGACAUCAUGUCCAAAAGUAUUAGCCCAAAAGCUAUCAUCUCGGAUGUAUUGUGGCCUUUAAGUUUAAAUAUGCCGGUAGGAUUACCAACUGUGCGUUUACAAACCCUAAGCAGCGAAGGCUUUAGGCCUACUAGCAGCUAGACCCAUGUGGAUACAUUGCUCUGCUGAUCCCUGUUUUCAUUCUCCAGUCUAAUUUCACCAAUUUGAAUGUCAAUUUCUGCCAUUGAGCUUUGUGAAGAGCUGAUUAUCGUACAACUCCUAUGUGGAUCAUCAACAGUAUGAAGGCUAUGGCUGGACUUUCUGAACCAAUGGGAUGUCCACCUCUGCCAGCUAAGAAGAGCAUGUGACAUGCUGAACCAAUGUAGGGAUGUAGUUAUCUUAAUGUCCUUGGGGAUGCAUAAGGAUCUCUCCUGCUCUACUCUACGCUACUCUACUAAACUCUACUAAUCUGCUGCAAUUUUUUGCAAUUACAUCAAUCAAGUUCUGUGCUAAAGUGAAGUAGGUAUAUGCCCUUUUACAUAGAACAUGGGAGCGCGUAAGUUUAUGUCUAUGCCACCGAAUACCUGCUUCAAAUGCAUUGAAUGGAAGGUGUCUGUCACAUGGAAAAGGCCCAUAGGAAGGGAUGUAGGCCCUGAUGUUUAAGUGUGGGUGUGUGUAGGUACAUGCAGUGUAGGGUCCCAUUGCCCUAGCUCUCCCCAUGCAGGCUCCGGAUGCCACUGAUUUAAACCAGUAGAGACAUCAGCUAAAACCAUAACCCAGAAAUUUAAAACUCCACUAGCACAAGUAUUAUCAUUAGUAAUGCACAGUUAGGACAUCAACGAGAAAAAAAAGAAGAGUGACGAAAGGAAAUCUAACACUAAUUUACAACUCAGUAUUGUCUCAGCAAUCUUUACGCGUUUGCAAAGCUGUUGAGAACUCACUACAGUGACUUUACACAUUUCAGAGAUCAUUUUUGUUUGUUUGUUUGUUUGUUUGUUUGUUUGUUUUUGUGUGUGGGAGGGGUUGGAGCUCCAGUCACCUAACGGACAUUUUUAUGGAGGAGUGGAAGACUAAGCUUAAGCCUGCUGUGGCAAAUAUGAUGAACUCUUUAAAGACUGCUUUAAUGUUUUACGUUUGUUUGUUCAUUUUAUUUUUCCUUUCUUUUUGCAAGAAAGUUACUCAUUUUUGUUUUGUAAAGGAUAUGGAAUUAAUAUUUAUAAUUUAAAAAAGGGAAGAGUAAACAUGUAUUCACAACAGUGUUAACAAUCAAUGGAUGACAGCAUUCCGAGUGCACAGUUACUGUUAACAGAAUUGACAUUGAUUGUUUUUGUUUUUAUUUUUUGUCCUUUUUCUUCACUUUUUUGUGUUAAUGUUUCACCUCACUGUACAAUACAAAUAAAAGGCAUCGUCUGAGCCUUUCUGGUUGAUAA